Molecule: messenger RNA, 1009 nt
Organism: Linderina pennispora
Lineage: Eukaryota; Fungi; Kickxellomycota; Kickxellomycetes; Kickxellales; Kickxellaceae
Product: DUF1671-domain-containing protein
Exons: 1
Coding region: 323-907 (194 amino acids)
Source: RefSeq, a predicted model, not a curated record
CCAAACGUGCGCGCUCGGACGUGCUUUCCUUUUGUCUUUCGGCUCCCUCACUCAAAAACGAUGCAUCGCUCGUCACCAGACACUGUCGAUCUAACCGGCACCUCGGACUGCGAAAUAGUCUCGACCACACCCGCCCCCAAGGUCAAGGCCAAGAAGAAGCAGAGCCGCAAAGCCCUGCUGCUCAAGAACCUGUACAGGGAGCGCGCGAUCCAAUCUCGGUGCAGCACCUGGCACCGCCAGAUUCAGCGUCGCAAGCCUCCAGACACUGUUCCCCGACGCAGUACUCUGCAAUGCAAGCACGCAGUUGUUCAGCUCUACCGUCAUGGACUGCUCAUAUGCAUGUGGCUACCGCAACUGCCAAAUGAUAUUGUCCAGUAUUCUCGCUGAUCCCGAAUCAGCCAAGCGGCUUGAAAUCAGCACAGUGCCAACGGUCAGGGAGCUGCAGGAGUUGCUGGAGUCGGCGUGGAGCAAGGGGUUCGACAGGGACGGUGCCGAGCAGCUCGGCCACCGUGUCGUCAACACAAGAAAAUGGAUUGGCACGACCGAGAUAUACUGCAUUUUGGCACGGCUCGGCAUCCGUAGCCAUAUCGUUGAUUUCCACCGACCCACGGGCGCCGACAAUUCACAUGCUGCGCUGUUUUCGUGGAUCUCACAGCACUGCAGCCAGUCAAAGUACCCGCUGUAUUUGCAGCACCAGGGUCACAGCCGGACUGUCGUUGGCGUGGAAUCCGCCGCUGGCUCCCUGUUGGUUUUUGAUCCGGACAUGGAUGCUGGCUCGGAGACACCCGAUGCGUUUAGGUACACGCUGGAGAUGACAAAGAAGCACAGCCAGUUUCAGGUGCUGUAUGUCGAUGUACAUGAUGCAGCGGAUAUUCCAAAGGACAUUGGAUCAGUGCGAGUCCCCUGAGAAAAAAUACAGGGUAUUUUGGAAUUAUUUUCUCCGUUCACCAUUGUUCCGAACGGCAUGUUAACAUCCAAUCGCUAAAAUACAACCAUACACAUGCAAGUC